AUGAGUACAAAUACUGAACAACAAGAACAACAACCAAUCGUGGAAUCUCCACCUAAUGUUUCAACUGAAACAGAAAAUACGCCUGCAGUAUCAUCAACUGAUGAUGAUUCAAAUGCUGCACCUGCUGCUACUACUGCUCCUGUUGAUGAAGUUCCCGUUGUUGAAGCGGAAAAACCUUCGGCAUCAGCAUCAUCCGCAUCAUCAUGGUUUAAUAGUCUUGGUUUAUCACCAAAUUUAACAAGUCAAUUAACAAAUUUAAGUUCAUCAAUAAUGCAAGUUACUUCAAAAGUGAGUGCAGCUGCUAAUACACUUGUUCAAAAAACAUUACCCCAACGACCUUCAUCACCUGAUCAAAAUGAACAAACAGAAGCAGCAGCAGCAACAGCAGAAAAAACUGAAGAAAAUCAAAAAGUUGAACAAACCACUGAAGAAAAUACAGUAGAAUCCGGCAUCAAUAAAGAUCUAAAUAGUAUUUUUAAUGAGCUGAGUUCAACUGUAAUGAAAAGUGCCCAACAAUUAAAACAUGCUGUUGAAGAAAAAUCAUUAAUUGGGAAUUUUACAAAAGAACAUGAAAAAUUCUUAAUAGAAAAACGAUCACAACAACGCCGUGAAGAAGCAGCAGUUCCACCAUGGGUUGGUUAUGUUGAAGAAGAAGAAAUGAAAAAACAAAUUUUUGCUCUUUCAAAGGAAAAACGAAAUUUCUUACGAAAUCCACCACCAGGUGCUAAUUAUCAUUUUGAUAUGACUUCCGUCUAUCCUGUUGCAUUAGCAACUCUUGAUGUUGAUGAAAAUUUAAAACAAAUGCGUUUUGAUCUUGUACCAAAACAAAUUAAUGAAGAAGGAUUUUGGCGUAAUUAUUUUUAUCGCGUUAGUUUGAUAAAACAAUCGACACAAUUAUCAGCUUUAACACAUGAAAAUCAAAAUACUCAAUCAAAUGAUGAUACACAUGGUUCUUCAAAUGAACGUAAUCGUAAACUGUCCGAAUCUCAAGAUAAAUCUCAAUAUGCUAAUCAAGAUUUUGUUAGCGAAGAUUAUGAUACAUCGAAUGUUAAUAUGGAUGAUAUUCGACGUGAAAUUGAACAAUUAACAGUUACUAAAAAGAAUCCAAAUACGAACAAAGCUGCUAGUCCAGAUGCAGAUGAUAGUGAAUGGGAAAAAGCAUUGGCUGAAGAUCUUGAUAAUGUUUCAGCCGAAGAACUUGAAGCACAAAUUAAUCAAAUGUUAGAAAACGAUAAAAAUUAA
This is a messenger RNA of Adineta steineri, 1242 nucleotides long. The record is from the annotation of a GenBank genome assembly. NCBI's taxonomy places the organism in Eukaryota, Metazoa, Rotifera, Eurotatoria, Adinetida, Adinetidae.